This is a messenger RNA of Diachasmimorpha longicaudata, 3339 nucleotides long. RefSeq lists its product as uncharacterized. Bases 2856 to 3218 code for a protein of 120 amino acids. Lineage: Eukaryota; Metazoa; Arthropoda; Insecta; Hymenoptera; Braconidae. The transcript has 4 exons. The record is from RefSeq and is a predicted model, not a curated record.
UCGGAUUUCACCGGUUAAAGUUAAUUCUAUAUGCGAGUCAUGACUCGAUGAUGUGAGAAGGGAGAUAAGAGCGAUAUUCCGUCAGUUGAGGAUGAUAUAACUCACGUUAAACGCAAAUAAAAUGUUAUCAAGCUCUGAUUGGAAUUAUUGCGAUCAAUUAUGCGUUCAUGUUUUUGCUCCACAUGAUUUCUGGGAAAUUUUAAAACGUGAUGAGAGUGUCAACAAAAUGAGAAUUGUGUCUAAUAUCAUAACUGCUGUCUUUUAUUAUGAUUAUUCUACGUGCUUUGCGGGAGACUCAGUGAGACACUGCGAAUAAGUUCAAAGUCUGAUCUUAUGGAAUGCCACAUCGAUUAGAACUGAAUCCAUAAUAAUGUGGCAAUUGAUUAGCACUCGUUACCUCUAGGGCUUUAACCAUAAGACGAUUGGCUGACAGAAGAAAAAUAAAAAUCGUGAUAAUCACAGCGUAACCCGUGGGUGGACACAAUGGAAUCUUCGAGUCGAGUGGCUUUCACUUCGCAAUGAAAGUUAUCAAACAUGAUAAUCAUAUCCAUCCAUUAAUUUCCUCAAUAAUCAAUGUUUCCACUGCGAUUUAAUCACCGGGAUGAGCUCGAUAAACCUGACUCACUCUGACGACGCCCUAAUAACGACAGAAUUCUCCCUGUAAAGUGAGACUCCUCGGGGAGGAGCUGGCGUAGUAUGCAGCUGUGAAAAGGCCCAUCGGGCCCCUAUUGACGAAAAUACGAAUAGUGAUAUUUUGAAAAGGCCCCAAUGCUCCCAUUCGCCAUCCGGGCAAGCUAAUCCUCAUAAUCCAGCAAGAUGUAUCAACAUCAUCAUUCUAGCCAUUCGAUGUUCCCCAUAACCACCCAAUAACGCGUUCGCAUAAUACGAAACAAUGUAACUCGCCGAGAACACCGCACAAUUAGUGUAUACGUGGUUAGUGCUAUGGUAGCUCUGGAUGAUGACCAGCAAGUGCGAUUGCGUCGCCCUCUCUUCGUAAUGCUGAGCCAACCUAUCUGUAUUCACCAGAGCCCCGGGUAUAUGUUUCACCGCUCGUCAUAUUUAACUGUACCAUGUACGCAGUGUACAUGGGAGAUGCUUCUCCCCCGUGGAUAUUCCCCCGGCUCAUUCCCAUAUAUGACUCGUCCAAGGUACCAUGUGCAUGUGUUGCAUGCCUUCACAAUAAUACUGAAAUGGCAUCGCCUGGUACCAAUGUCCAUGUGCAAUCAAUGGUGGUUUUGUGUACGUGUCGUAUCCAUAAUUGCAGUCAAUGUCCGGCAUUUGAGUAUUGGUUAUCAGUCAAAAUCAUAUCACGACAUCAUCAAAGUCUUAAUUAGGAAGUUUAAUGGUUGAGUGAGAGUAGAGCUACGUGCCUAUCCUCUAAUGAAAAUUCCAUCUUUACCAAUAGCAAAUCAGUUUCAUCAGGAUGUUUGCUUGGACCAAUUGAUGACCUCAUGACAAAUGUUUCAUGGACUGACAUUUUUCUCCCCCGAGUUUUCUAUCCUGUCGGUGAGGAGCGAGAAGAGUCGGCGAACACAUGUUCCAGGGGGGAAUUUCUGUACAUGUGCCGGAGGUUAUCGUCUCUGUGGUAGUUUCAGCUCUUUCCACACGUCGGUUUGUAAAAACUGGGAAUGAGGAUUGAGGAAGAGAGGAACGAGGGGGAAAAUCCAGCGAGCCAGGUAGUUGGAGGGUGAACAAGGACAGACUGACUCGACAAAGGAGGUACAGAAAGGCUGUAGCACACGGGAGGAAGUGAGCUGAGUAUCAGUGAGAACAGGAAACAAAGGGAGAUGUUAAAAAAUAGUUGGUUGAGUGGUCAAUGUUAGCUGCUAGUGAGAGACGAAAUGCAGCGUGCGGAACAAGUCAAAUGAGACUGUGUUAGAAGAAAAAGGAGUAAUAUGGAAAUAAAGAUGUGGAUAUUUAAAAUACUGGCUAACCAACAAAGACAACGAACCGGUAUCACUCGGGAAAAUAAAGAAAACAAGAAGAAAGGGGGGGAGGAGGAGGAGAGAAGUGAGAUGAAAAGAGGGGAGUUUAUGUAGCCUCGUGAAGGAUGAGUUGAGUGGAGAGAGGAGGAGUGUUGAACAAGGAGAAAUUGAAGUUGAAAACGAGUGCUUCUCCCUCGCUCGUUAGCUCGCACACGGUCGAUCGCUCCUACUCCCCGGCAGCCAUUUUGCGCUGGCUCGUAGAGACCUCCGGCAUUCAUUGCCUGGGAAAAUAUUGCCACAAUUCCAAACCACCCAGGGUAUAUGUACGUUAAUUCACUUUGGGGAUAUUAUCUUUUGGGUCUCUGUCAUAUUCCGUUGUCUUCGGAUAUUAGUCAUCCAUAAGACGUACCUGAACACAAGUUUCGUUGGAUUGUGAACGGUAUUUUCUGAAUUGUCUGUCUUUCUCCCUCCCGGGUAAUGUUUAUAAUGGUCUUCAGGUAUAUGGAGGAAAUUUUACCAUUCUGGUCUCCGGAGUUUAGGAGAUAAUAAGUAAUAAAAUGCCGGCGUCUAGCACGCAAGGCCAAAUUGAGGUUACAGGUCUCCUCAUUUAUUAGCCUCUUCAGAAAAGUUGCCAUUUUUAUUUAUAACCAGUAGAAUCAUACCCUCUAGACACAGCCAUUGCAUAUUAAUUUGAUACAUCGCGAUAAGCUUUUCAAUUAAAUUGUUGACCAUACGUAUUGACUAUAAUAACGUAUCGAUCAUCCGGAUGGUGGAGAGAAGACAUUAACGUACACUACAUUUAAUGCAAACAUAUGAGACACUCAUGAAAGCAGUAGCGUGCUUCCUCGUGCGUGAAAAACGUCGCCUUCAUCGGGUGGAACGCGUUGCGUGGGUAUACCACGCGUGCCAAUAAAUUAGGAUAGAACUCAGAUGUUCAGUUCCAACACGAACAUCGAGCAAUCGCAAGUGCAACCGUUCCCUGCAAUCAUAAACGAGGAAAUGAUCACACGAGAGUCCCCACGUCCCCAUAAUUCCGGGCGCCAGUAUAUUUCCACCCAACGACGAAACCAAACAGACACUCGAGACUCCCAGGAGGUGCUUUCGGCAAAGCCUUGGAUGCGAAUGAAACUGUGGCAGUGUAGAGGGAAUAACAGGGUACGGAAUGAGAGUGCGACAGGGAGAAGGCGAAUGACUCGACGGGGGUGCGAUAAAGGCCACCCAAUGCCAGCAGUUGAUGGGAGAAAAAGAGACCAGACACCAACCGAGAGAGAAAGCCACUCACGAUUGCUGUAGGAGAGGAUUUUCGAGUGCAACAGACACAAAGAGUGGAAGUGAGACAGAGAAAUACAGGGGGAGUACGAGCGGUACUGACAGUUCUUCUGGAUUCCGGUGAUCCUAGGGCAACGAGUGCCAU